CGCGCACAGUGAGACCAACAACAGAAGAGAACAGGAAAGAGAAAUCAUGAAUCAACUGCUCAGUCCGGGUCUCUGCUGGUUGUGGGUCUCCUUGGUCUGCGGAGGUUUCCUGGAGUAUGACCAGAAUGUUUUGGUGCCACAUGACUGGAGGGAUGUGGGUCGGAUCAGCCCUGAAGAGGAACUCAGACUGACCUUUGCCCUCAAGCAGCAGAAUGUUGCAGAUCUAGAGGACAUUCUCAUGAAGGUUUCGGACCCGGACUCCCCUCUCUAUGGCAAACACAUGAGUUUGGAGGAGGUGUCCAGACUGGUGCGUCCAUCCACAGUCACACAGAAAGAGGUUGGGAGCUGGCUCCAGAGUCAUGGGAUAAGAGACUGUUACACUGUCCACACAAAGGACUUUCUACAGUGCUCCAUGAGCGCAGAGCAGGCGGAGAGGCUGCUUCCAGGGAGCAGGUUCCACCGAUACAUCAGUGAAAACCAGUCUGUGCUGAGGUCUUCCGCUCCAUACUCUGUUCCUGACGAGGUUCAUUCACAUCUGGACUUUGUUGGAGGAGUGCACCGAUUCCCUCCCAAAGUGCAGGACAUCACCCAUAGUUCAUCCCAGUCUAAGCGCUUUGAGGCUGGGCUGCACCUGGGAGUGACCCCUUCCAUCCUCCGGCAGCGCUACAACCUGUCCAGCUCAGAUGUGGGUGGGGCUCACAACAACAGCCAGGCAGUGGCACAGUUUCUGGAGCAGUACUACCACCCUGCUGACCUGUCAGAGUUCAUGAGCCUGUUUGGGGGGAGCUUCCAGCAUCACUCAGUGGUGGAGCAAGUGGUGGGCACUCAGGGAGGGGGGAAGGCCGGGCUGGAGGCCAGUCUGGAUGUGGAGUACAUCAUGAGCACAGGAGCCAACAUCUCCACCUGGGUUUUCAGCAAUGCAGGGCGUCAUGAAUCUCAGGAACCCUUCCUGCAGUGGAUGCUUCUGCUCAGUAACAUGUCUGCUUUGCCUUGGGUCCACACCAUCAGUUAUGGAGAUGAUGAGGACAGUCUGUCCACUGCGUACAUGACCCGCAUCAACACAGAGUUUAUGAAGGCAGGAGUCCGCGGUAUCUCGCUGCUCUUCGCUUCUGGUGACAGUGGAGCUGGCUGUCGACACAUGGGAAAAGAAAAUGCAUUCAGACCCAGUUUUCCUGCAUCAAGCCCCUACGUAAGCACAGUUGGGGGAACAUCGUUCAAGAACCCAUUUAAAUUGUCAGAAGAGGUUACAGAUUACAUUAGUGGUGGAGGUUUUAGUAAUGUUUUCAAGAUGCCCGAUUAUCAGGCCAGUGCAGUUGAAACAUAUCUAAGAACAGCAGCCUCAGCACUCCCUCCUCAAUCUUACUAUAGCCCCACUGGAAGGGCAUAUCCCGACAUAUCUGCUCUGUCUGAUAACUAUUGGGUGGUGACCAACAGGAUUCCAAUACCCUGGGUUUCUGGGACUUCGGCCUCUACCCCUGUCGUAGGAGGCAUGCUGUCUCUCAUUAAUGAUCAGAGACUUCUAAAAGAUCUUCCAGUUUUGGGUUUUCUUAACCCUCGUCUCUACAAGCUCCAAGGAUUGGGCCUCUUUGAUGUAACUGACGGCUGUCACCUGAGUUGCCUGGAUGAGAAAGUCCAGGGGAAGGGCUUCUGUGCUGCUCCAUCCUGGGACCCUGUAACUGGCUGGGGGACGCCCAACUACCCUGAACUACUGACUCUUCUCUUGAACUGAUUACCAAAUCCAUAAGACAAUUGAAUGAGUUUCAGCAAAAUGCUGACAAGUUAGAUUGUGUUUUUCCUGUGCAGAGGCUGGGACUUGGGUAAAUGGAUGAAUUAUGCAAAUUCUUAACUAUAAAUGGCUUAUGCUUUUUACUUUCACCUGGGUUUUUAGCCUUAUAAAUUACUUAUGCAUAAUUUUUUAUGACCUGUUUUAAAUUUGUUCCUGAUUUUAUGAACUCAAAUGCACUGAAAGGUUGGUGUCUUUGCAUUUCCACUGAUUUGUUAUUUUUAUGGUACCAGAAAUAAAAGACACUACCAAAAAGUUUC
Messenger RNA from Periophthalmus magnuspinnatus, 2043 nucleotides. It is a transcript of the gene tpp1, whose product is annotated as tripeptidyl peptidase I. The record is from RefSeq and is a predicted model, not a curated record. Gene Ontology annotation, molecular function: tripeptidyl-peptidase activity; serine-type endopeptidase activity. The transcript is spliced from 13 exons. Lineage: Eukaryota; Metazoa; Chordata; Actinopteri; Gobiiformes; Gobiidae. The coding region runs from base 47 to 1729 and encodes 560 amino acids. Gene Ontology annotation, biological process: central nervous system development; proteolysis.